GAAGCAAAUACUUUAAGAAAAAAUCCGAAAACAAUUUUGAAUAAUAGUAGUAACUCAGAAAUAAUUAAAAGCGUCAAAAGUUUAGAAGAAACUUUUAAGAAGUUCACAGAGCCCGAGGCUCACACAACUACGGCGGACUUCUUGCGCGUGGCCUGCCUUAUGAUCUUGCGUGUUCGUUGUGGUCUACAGAAAGUAGUAUGUGAAACUUCUAGUAGUUCUAGGAACUCCAACAACUACGAGGAGAAGGAAUUGCAUUUAGAUGAGUUGGAAAUAGCUCGUGUGAUAACUCAAGGGGCUUCAAAAGCAACUGCAACGGUAAUGGAAAACGUUGAUGCAAAGCUGAAAUCUAAUCAAAAACAUAAUUUAUCUGAUACAUCCAAACCUACUGAUGGAAUCGAAAAUGGAACAGUUAAAAAGAUUAAAACGAUCCAAGAGCCAUCUAUAUCUCCUUCCAUAAAUUGCGACAACGAAACUGAGGAACAAGAUGAACAAAUUGAAAUGGAUUUUGCAAGUAUUAGGAAACAGUUAGAGAUGGAGCCACUUGUUGAGUAUGGAUUAAAGUGGAGUGACCCAUAUGAGAUUUUGUCAUUUUCAUCGGUCAUUGUCCUUUCUUGGCCAUGUCCGUAUUCAAAAUUUUUUACCAACCGUGAAUGGGACCAAAUAAUUCGAACAAAUCCAUAUGUGAUUCAGUAUCCUAUAAUACCAUCAUCAACCUCAAAUAUUCUUCGUGAAGCAGCAAUAAUGCAUUUAAUGGGAAAGGAAAGUUAUAUGCAACCCGAUGAAUCAGAACUGAGCAAAGCUGUUGCUCGCACGUUUAAUGAUUUAUGUGAUAUUCCUAUCCAUUCUUCAGUCAAAACUUCUGAAGAAUUGCACUGUGAUAAAUUGUUAUAUCCCUAUAUAAUCUCUUUGUUUUUUGGACGACUUGCAGAAUAUGAAGUUCGACUUAAUCGUACAGUAAGUGGCACACAAAAACGUCCUGACUUCUCUUGUGUUGUCGAUGAUGUACCAAUACUUAACUCUGAGUUCAAACCGCUUGGAGUAACACCGUUUAAAAGGAAGAAAGAUUUCACGAAAGUACAUUUAAGAGCAAAAAAGUCAAUAAAUCAACAACUAAACUUAAAAGGUGGUCCCGGUGAAGCAGGAUUGUUAAUGAAUAUGGCUGAUGAAGUCGAAUCUUUUUUUAUGGAAUUAAGAUCCGGAUUAUACUGUUCUUGGUCCUUUCUUAGAACUAGAUUAUCAAUCGAUAAGGCAUCGAUGCCAUUAAUAGAAUCAAAUUUUUGCCACUUCGUGGCGUUAGAGAAACAAGUAAAUAAACUUGCCGAGGAUUUUAAAAGACGAAGUCAAGAAUUUACACCACCUCUACAAAUGCAAUUUAUGACAGAAUUUCCCGAUUCUCCACAACUGAGGAAAUUGCUUGAAUUAUCAUAA
Molecule: messenger RNA, 1428 nt
Organism: Funneliformis caledonium
Lineage: Eukaryota; Fungi; Glomeromycota; Glomeromycetes; Glomerales; Glomeraceae
Source: the annotation of a GenBank genome assembly